This is a messenger RNA of Colletotrichum fioriniae, 708 nucleotides long. RefSeq lists its product as uncharacterized. The record is from RefSeq and is a predicted model, not a curated record. NCBI's taxonomy places the organism in Eukaryota, Fungi, Ascomycota, Sordariomycetes, Glomerellales, Glomerellaceae.
AUGUACGGUGCGGCGGUCAUCACUGGAGGAUUUGGCUUGGCAUCCGUCUUUGCCGUCAUCUUCCAAUGCAAGCCCAUCACGGCGGCAUGGGACUCGUCAACCGGCAGCGCUACUUGCUACCCUUUCAUCGACUUUCUCCAUGCCAGCGCGGCCUUGAAUAUUGCAAUCGACAUGUUGCUAUGCACCGUGCCGCUGCCAUACAUUUGGAACAUGAAGAUGACAACGGGCAGAAAAGUUCUGCUCACGAUCCUCUUUUCCUUCUCUGGACUCUCAUGUGCUGCGGCGAUCCUCAAGCUUGUCAACCUAGAGCCUCUCAGCGAUUCUGACGUGACUUACAACUGGGUCUCUUGGGUGCUCUGUUCCAUCGCAGAGUGCACCAUCGGCAUCGUCUGCAUGUCAAUACCUCCGAUUAUUCCUCUCUUCGCCAAGUGUUCCCGCAACAAGCCGCCAACGCCUCGAAAGGAAAGAAGCAAGUCGUUGCGGUAUACUUUGUUUGCUGAAAAGCCGACUUUCAGCCGCGCCGUGGCACCGCGAGUCAUAAGACCGAUGGCGACACCGUGGAAGGAUCAACCACUCGAAAGGACCGUUAACCCGGACUUCAAGCCAGAGUUCCACUGGCUCAGACUGGAGCAGCAAGAAUAUGGGCGCUGCUGGGACAGGACACCUCAGUCUACUAAGGCGGAUCAGGUUCUUGGGAUUGCGUUGUAG